Molecule: messenger RNA, 1783 nt
Organism: Ceratitis capitata (Mediterranean fruit fly)
Lineage: Eukaryota; Metazoa; Arthropoda; Insecta; Diptera; Tephritidae
Product: nucleolar complex protein 4 homolog A
Exons: 6
Coding region: 25-1593 (522 amino acids)
Biological process (GO): ribosome biogenesis
Cellular component (GO): small-subunit processome; Noc4p-Nop14p complex; nucleolus
Source: RefSeq, a predicted model, not a curated record
UUGUAAAAUUUACAGCAAGAUAUCAUGGCUAUGGCUGUUGGUUCAGCCCCGUUCGUCUUAAAUUCCGGAACUAUGCGUAGUCAAAUAUCCAAGGAGCUACGAGCAAAAGCGAAUGAUUUUCUUAAUUCACGCCGUCAUGCUAACAAUCUGGUGGAUAUUAUUGCUUAUUUCGAGCAUUCCCUUAAAGAAAAUGAAUCAAUUGCAGCCACUGUGUUGACUUUGGAGGUCGUAUUUGUGGAGCUCUUGAAAAGGAGGGAGAUGUGCAAAGACAGUGUGCCACUAAAACCAAAAGACGAAAGUCCAGAAACUAAAUAUCGUGAAUGGCUGCGACAACGUUACGAAGAAGCCUUGUGUUUAAUGCACAGCGCUUUUGACCACGAAAAAUCAGCUGAAGCUUCGCAAGCAUUGGUGACAAGCAUAAAAUUAUUGGCAGCAGAAGGAAAAUAUCCAUUAGACAAGAGUGAUGAGCCCUGCAAAUUUCCAAAACAACGACUACGCAAUAUUCUGCAGAAGUUGCUUUCAUCAGAAAAGUCUCAAAAUGUUCUGCUACAACGUUUUAAAGAAUAUUCUGAAUAUUUGGAUUUGUUAUUUUAUAGUUGGAAGUUGUUGCAACAGUUAGCUUCUCGUACCGCCUUCUCUAAUGAAGUAUUUGCGUGUAAUUAUUUGGAGCUUAUAAAUGCUUUGCCUGUGACCAAAGAUGUACAAGAACAGCAAAAGCUGUUAUGUAUAACACAUUCCAAUGAAAAUUCUGCACAACCAGAGUGUCUGGAUUAUGCGCAAACACGAAAAUGUAUUAAUAAAGUUUGGCUGUCUCUAAUGCAAUGGACGGAUGGUAUACAGGAGCCCGUACAUAGGCAAAUGCUAAUCAUAUUGUUAGAACGUGUGUUGCCACAUUUGGAUAAGCCAAUUCUUUUGACAGAUUUCCUUAUGGAUUCACUUGACUGCGGUGGCCCCAUCAGUUUACUUGCAUUACAAGGCAUCUUCACGUUAAUACAGAAACAUAAUAUAACAUAUCCUAAUAUUUACGAGAAACUGUAUUCGAUGUUCGAACCUGAGAUUUUCCAUACCAAAUUUAAAGCACGUCUUUUCUAUUUGGCUGACAUUUUUCUAAGCUCAACACACUUACCAGAGAAUUUGGUUGCAGCCUUUGUUAAGCGUUUAGCACGACUUAGCUUAAUCGCACCACCGCAAGAUGCUGUAAUUAUUUUAUAUUUCAUCGGAAAUCUGAUUUUACGCCAUCCGGGCUUAAAACGCCUAAUAUGCGCACAGGCUGCUAUAGAAGUUUCACGUGAUCCUUUCGUUAUGGAGGAACGUGAUCCAACGAAAUCAAAUGCACUAGACAGUUCAUUGUGGGAAGUAGUAUCACUGCAGAAACACGCUAUUCCAGCUGUUGCGAAUGCGGCACGUUUUAUUUCGCAACCCUUGCCGAGCACUGAAUGGGAUUUAUCUUCUGUACUGGAAUUAAAAGAAGACGAUAUUUUCGAUCAGGAAAUAGCAAAAAAGAGUAAACAAUACGCAUUAGCAUUUGAACGGCCACAAUCAUUAUAUUUGGCACAUGACGAUAAAAUAAAACAAUAUUGGAAACUGUUCUAAAAACACACAAAUAAGUAGAUGUAAAUAUUUAGGUGUACCAUGCAAAAAAGGUGAAAGUUUUUUUUUACUCUUUGAAUUUGUUUUAUUUUAAAUAUUUAAUACGUCUAUAUGCUUUUAUAAAUUUAAGUUAUCUUAAUGUUGUUGUGCUAUAUAUAAAUGGUUAAAUAAUAAAAUGUAAUGAAAAGGGCAA